AUGAGAGUACUUCCAUUUCGAGUGGAAGUGUUGCGUGAAGAGAUUCGAAGUUCGGUUCCACCAGAAGACCAACUGUCGACUGGCUUUACUGGAAGAUUCAUGCUGACGCUGUUUCCGAGGCAAUCUCGUUCGAUUCCGGUGCCUCGGAAACAGCGUCAGCAUGAAUCUUCCAGUAAAGCCAGUCGACAGUUGGUCUUCUGGUGGACCUGA
Molecule: messenger RNA, 210 nt
Organism: Protopolystoma xenopodis
Lineage: Eukaryota; Metazoa; Platyhelminthes; Monogenea; Polystomatidea; Polystomatidae
Source: the annotation of a GenBank genome assembly